AUGCCAGAUAUCCUUGCCCAGUCCGCUCUAAUGCCGUCCAUCAGUCCCUCCUCUCUCGCGGUCUUCGUGAUUGUGUUUGUUGCUUAUCGUCUUGUAAAGCAUACCAGAAGUCCAUGGCGCAAGUUGCCUCCGGGGCCCAGGGGCCUUCCCAUCAUCGGCAAUGUGUUCCUGCCCCGAAACCAGCAAUGGCUCAUGUUUACCGAGUGGAAAAAAUCUUAUGGUGCCCUUGUGUACUUGAAUAUGGCUGGACAGCCUAUGGUCGUCAUUAAUUCGCACAAAGUUGCGACGGACCUUCUUGAUCAUCGCGCAGCAAAUUACUCCGACCGUCCUCGAUUUGUUGUCGGAUCUGAAAUCAUGUCGGGUGGGCUUCACAUAUUCUUAGCUAGAUACACCGAUGUUUGGCGGCGUAUGAGGAAAGCCACUCACGAAUGCAUGCGAAAGAACAUUGUCCACCGAUACCAUCCAAAUCAGAGGCGAGAAGCUAUCAUCAUGGCGUCUGACAUGCUCACUUCCCCUCAGAAUUGGAAGAGUCACAUCGAACGAAACGCUGCUUCGUUCAUCAUGUCGUUUGUGUACGAUUCCGAUCCCAUUCUGUCAGAGAAGGAUUCACGCGCCCACCGAAUGACCGAGGUUAUCAAUGGGCUCGCUUCAGCGAGUCUCCCCGGAGCCCAUCUUCUAUCGGAUAGGUUCGCUAAGUGGAAGCGCGAUGCGGAACAAUGCUUUGUCCGCGAUUCUAUGAUGUUCGAAGGGCUAUACAAUGGUGUGCGCAAGAGCCUGAUGAAAGGCGAUAAUCGCCCUAGCCUCUGUGCUACUCUGAUUGAGGAACAAGCACGUCACGAUUUAUCUGAGCGAGAGAGUGCUUGGGCUGCAGCAUCCACAUAUGUCGCAGGCGCUGACACAACAGCCGCCUCGUUUUCCUGGUGGAUGCUUGCUAUGCUUGCAUAUCCCGACGCACAGAAACGUGCGCAGGCUGAAAUUGACAGCGUCGUUGGGCGUUCUCGUCUCCCUUCCUUUUCCGAUAUGGACCAUCUGCCGUAUCUUCGUGCUAUGGUCAAGGAAACAUUUCGCUGGCGCUCUCCCGACCCCCUUGGUGUGCCACAUUCUUCUUGCAAAGACGAUUGGUAUCAAGGCUUGUUCAUUCCCGCCGGCACUAUCUGCAUAGUCAACUGCUGGGCGCUCAACCACGAUCCGGAUAUAUACGGGCCAGACGUUGAUCAAUUCAGACCAGACCGUCAUCUUAACAAUCAGGCUCUUAUCGUUCCUGGUUCCUCUGAUACAAAGGAGGACGGCCAUGUCUCGUAUGGGUUCGGGAGGCGAAUUUGUAUCGGGAAGCACCUGGCAAAUAACUCAUUAUUGAUUGAUAUGGCCAUCAUGCUCUGGGCGAUGAAUAUAGAGCGUGCGACGGACGAAAAUGGUAUCGAGCUCCCAUUAGAUAUUGAUGGAUCUGUUGACGAGGGGCUCAUGGUUCGUCCUGUUCCCUUCAAGUGCAAGACUACACCUCGGUUUCCUGAGGCAAUAUCUAUCCUCGAGCAAGAAAGGGAAUUGAUUGGUUUUUGA
Messenger RNA from Heterobasidion irregulare TC 32-1, 1557 nucleotides. It is a transcript of the gene cyp60, whose product is annotated as cytochrome P450 monooxygenase 60. The transcript has 7 exons. Lineage: Eukaryota; Fungi; Basidiomycota; Agaricomycetes; Russulales; Bondarzewiaceae. The coding region runs from base 1 to 1557 and encodes 518 amino acids. The record is from RefSeq and is a predicted model, not a curated record. Gene Ontology annotation, molecular function: monooxygenase activity; iron ion binding; heme binding.